Scophthalmus maximus (turbot) is the source of this 2021-nucleotide messenger RNA. Its product is annotated as ADP-ribosylation factor 4. Gene Ontology annotation, molecular function: GTP binding; GTPase activity. Gene Ontology annotation, biological process: intracellular protein transport; vesicle-mediated transport. The record is from RefSeq and is a predicted model, not a curated record. Gene Ontology annotation, cellular component: plasma membrane; cytoplasm. The transcript has 6 exons. NCBI's taxonomy places the organism in Eukaryota, Metazoa, Chordata, Actinopteri, Pleuronectiformes, Scophthalmidae. Bases 116 to 658 code for a protein of 180 amino acids.
UCGUGGAUUCCACGUUGGCCCGGACGUGGCAGUAGCAGCGGACCUGUGACUCAGAGCGACCGGACCCGCACCAGCCAGUGACUGAACACCGGAGCUUCCACACGACCUGUCCGCCAUGGGGCUCACCAUCUCGCAAGUGUUCGGCCGACUGUUCGGCAAAAAACAGAUGAGGAUUCUGAUGGUUGGACUGGACGCAGCAGGGAAAACGACCAUCUUGUACAAACUGAAGCUGGGGGAAAUAGUGACCACCAUCCCAACCAUCGGUUUCAAUGUGGAGACCGUGGAAUAUAAAAAUAUUAGCUUCACCGUGUGGGACGUGGGUGGCCAGGACAAGAUCAGACCUCUCUGGAGACACUACUUCCAGAACACACAGGGCCUGAUCUUUGUAGUGGACAGCAAUGACAGAGAAAGAGUGGCAGAGUCUGCAGAAGAGCUCUCAAAGAUGUUGCUGGAGGACGAGUUGAAAGAUGCUGUUUUGCUGGUGUUUGCGAACAAACAGGACCUCCCGAAUGCCUUAUCAGUCACCGAACUCUCAGAGAAACUCGGCCUCCAUGAUCUCCGCAACAAAACCUGGCACAUUGAGUCAACCUGCGCCACCCUUGGCAACGGGCUGUACGAAGGACUUGACUGGCUAUCCCAAGAACUCUCCAAGAACUAACAAGCGAUUGGCUGGACAGAAGAGAGCGAGAGAGACUGAACACCACAGGACAGGAGAGAAGGCACGGACAUCAAUCAAGAAACAUUUGGUCUUCCAGCACCGAUGUUCAAAAAAGGAUGAGGCUGGUGGACGAUAUAAUCAUCUUUUGGGAAAUUUUACUAUUACAUAUUUCUUAUUUUCUUAUCAAUACUCUUACUAUAUUAUUUUUUUCAUAUUCUACUUUUCUCACUUUGUUCCCAAACUCUUACAUGGCAACAAGUUAGAAUCCAGUUGCACAAUGAGCAAAUGGUGUAAUAGGGAAACUUCAUGGAAACAAUGAAUAGUGUAAUGGGAGUCGUUUUUCCUCCUCGACACCUUGGGUCCUGGCGAGGCAGCAUUUGCAGUAAUAAACCACUUAAGUCAUUAUUGUACUUCAUAGUCAGGGGACAUGAUAAUAUUACCCCAGGGUUUUAGGGAAGGACAACUUGCAGGCUGCUGCAAGUGUUUCCCUUCGUGUGAAUUUGACUCCCCUGCAGACCUGACCCUGUGCUCUUCGCUGCUAUGCCCUCAAUCUCAUGCCAACUCAUUUCGCCAAAGGCAUAUAGCCCGUCAAAUGAGACGGGAGGAUUGCAGUGUUUUCACAGAUAGAUUUUCUCAGUGAUGUGGAACCACGUAGUUUCCAAAUAAAUGGAUCCAAAAAGGAACAUUGUGCCUUCUGGUCCCUCUACACAAAUCUGUGUAAUCCUUUCCUUAUCUUAUUCGUAGGUCCUGCUCCCUCCUAAGAUGCUUUCUUGACUUUGUCUUGCUUUUAAAAGACAAAAUAUCGCAACAAGGCAUUUCCAUUUGUGCCGCAGUGGAUGCCGUGGUGCUGCAGAACCACACCAGUUUGAGUGUGGGUUUGCUUCCUUGUGACUUGGCAUCACUAUUGACCAGGAUUUUAUCCUGUUUAAACAUUUGUAAAUUCGUCCUCACUCCUCUUCCUCGCCUUUUUAACAACCACAAUGAAGAAGGGUUUAAAUAAAAUGUCAGUUCUUCUAUCUUCUCUAACAGUUGAUCUUUUUUAACCUAAAAGGAGGAAGGAAGCAUCUUUUCAGUGUGGACACAAGGCCAGUGUCUGUGCGUAUCAGUAAAGUAGCAUUUUUUGGGGGGUUGUCUUGGGUUUGUCUUGGCAGUACUGCUCAGUUUGUUGUAUCAGUUGUUGGCAAUUACUGUAUUAUGUUCUUCACCUUUGAAAACAAAAAAACGUACCUGCCCAUUGAUCUAUCUGAAUCAUACAUUCCUACCUAUGCUUGCAGAUUCUGGAGCUGCCAGCCUUAAAAAUUAUUUGCUAAAAACCUUUUACAAAAAAAAGCUCUGAAUAAAGUCAGCGUUUAUGAAAAAGAAA